Messenger RNA from Stylophora pistillata, 2639 nucleotides. RefSeq names its product sorting nexin-14. Lineage: Eukaryota; Metazoa; Cnidaria; Anthozoa; Scleractinia; Pocilloporidae. The record is from RefSeq and is a predicted model, not a curated record. Gene Ontology annotation, molecular function: phosphatidylinositol binding. Gene Ontology annotation, cellular component: intracellular membrane-bounded organelle.
UACAUGAACAGGACGACGGAACUAGUAAAAUGUUCUGGUGUCAUUUUCGAAAUGAACAGAUUAGAUCGUCAAAAUUUAGAAACAAUUCGACCAGUUUUGGCUUCAGGAGCAUUUUUUGUGAUUAUCUUCACGUUUCAAUUUUACAGUUGUCCACCAUUAGUCAUUGGAAUAUGGAUUCUUGCCUUUGGAGUUGCAGUAGGAUUCCUGGUGUUUAGUUAUUGUUCAGUUUUGCCCUCCCUACUAUUGCACUGGGGCCCUCCUAAAAAGUAUAGUGAAGAGGGUGAAAAGUUACAGACAUCUUCAUCCAAGCAGUGUACCAUUUGUGGUAAUAGUAGAUGCCAACGUCACAGACCGGAGAUUUCAAGGGACAAGCUUAAGCCAUGGGAAGAUCUUCUUAUUCCAGAAUCUGUAGAUGCUGCAUUACAAGAGUUUCUUGGUCUCUUACUUCAAAACUAUGUAUACAGCUGGUACAGGGAGUUAAGCUGUAGCGAAAUAUGUGUGGAUGAAAUCCGUACAAGCAUCAGAUACAUGGCAGCAGUGCUGUUAAAGAGAAUACAUAAGGUUGAUAUCCCAACUUUUGUUAUUAACAAUGUUGGCAAAGAAGGCUUGAAGCAUUUAGAAAUGUAUUUAACAACAAAACAGAAAGUCACAGCAUCAGGCUCUGUAGCCAACAUCCAGGCAGCCAUUUUAGAUCGCUUUGGACCCAAGUUGCAUUGUGCACUACAGAGUCGUCAAAUGGAACUUCACUAUCUGAGGAAACUGUCUGAGUCCAUUAUUCCUGUUUUAUUGCCUCCAAAUUCCUUGCAGUGUAGGAGUCUUUUAUCCUUACUUCGAGAACUGUUAGCCAGUGCAGUCUUUUUAACAGCAGUUGACAAACUAUCAGAUCCCGAUUUUGUGAAUAACAUACUUCUUCUAAUUUUGGACAAAGAACCAAUGGUCGCCUCAGAAGAGCCAGCGUCUCCCAAAGUUCCAUUACUAGCGAAGUUUGCGAAACCAAGGACUCCAGUCGUGAACUCGGCUCUUCAUCUGUCCAUAGCAGACAUACUUCACAGUCAGUCCGCCCUGUUUCCUUUCAUGCAGUUUAUGAAAAGCGAGGGAGCACUAAACAUUCUACAGUUCUGCCUUACUGCCGAGGAUUUCAAUAAAAGAAUUUUUGCUUCUGAAGAAACAGAAAAAGAGAAAGCAUCUAUUUUAAAAGAGGUCAGAGAAAUCUUCAGUUCAUAUUUUGACAUUGGGGCUGUGGACAGAAUAAACUUUGAUCCAGAAAUGGUUCAAGGGUUACAAGAAUGUAUUGAUGCUCCUGUUGACAAGAUGGAGAGACUGAAAAUAGCAUCCUUUCUUUCCAAGGCCUGUGAGUAUGCCUACAAUCUUCUAGAAACAACGUUUCUACCUCUAUUUUACCAGAGCGAUGAUUAUUUUACGCUAUUGUGUGGAAGCCGAUUGCCAGCCAAACCUUUAAACAAACCGACUUCAAGGGCUUCAAAGAAAAAGUUUGAUCCUUUGGCAGAGUUUUCAAGGUUAGCUGGAAAGUUGAAAGAUAAAGUAAUGAAUCCAAACAAAGAUGACUCACCGUAUGAAGACGACCCGUUUGAUAUCCCAGACACACCUCCGGAUUGUGACUGGGAAAGUGAAGAAGAAAAUGAAGGAGUGGAAGAAAAGGAGACGCGUGACCUCAGCUUGUGGAAGAUAACGAUUCCUCACGUGAUCAUGGAAACUAAACAGAAAUGUAUUUUUAUUAUAUCUGUGGAAAGAGCUGAUGCAGAAGAAGGUGCGUAUGCUGUAAAUAUACAUCAUUUACAAUUGGCGCUAUUCCGAAAUCAAAGUUCCUCUUUUUCGUCGUAGAACCUUUAGGUAUUCUAGAACGAUCAGAGCAUUUUCCAUCACAAAAUCAACGAAGACAGAAUUUACUUUUACCCAACAAAUGUGUCAUCCUUUUCAUCAGCAGGUUGUUGCACUAAAUAGUUUAUCCUUCAGCGACUUUGACCCUGUUUACCUGACUUUAUGUUUUGAUCGGAGAGGUGUUCUCUUCUUCUUAUAGUUUCCAUCUUUUUCAACCAAUGUUUCUACGCUCUCAUGAUUCCUGCUUCCGUUUCCGCCAAAUCUCUGGAUAUUUGUGCGAACUUCUUUUCCAAACUUACUGCUGCCUUUUGAGGUAUUUGCGUUUGUUCCAUGGAGGUUUGUAACCAUAAUGCACUUCGUGAAAGUCUUCGGUCGGUGAGUGCGAGCUGGUGAUUUAAAGUUUCAAGCCAAACGCGCAAUUUUUCAUAUUCCAUCAUCUUCUCUUCAGAGUUACAAGCCAGGCUCUAUCAACGGUGUAUAUAGUUUUCAAAUAAUCAAAGCGACGCUGGCCACCUUUUGAAAUAAAAAAGGUAUAGUUUCAGCAAAAAGUGGCUUUCUUUGCAACAAAGUCGAUAACAAGCUGACGAUAAUUAAAAGUCAAAAUUAUAAUAACUAUUACUAUUUUAAGCUACCAAUUUCAACAUAAGAACGGUUCAUUAAGAUGAAACAUGCUCUUCGACAAAGGGUUCAAUGCGAGGUAUUUUUAUUCUUACUGUUUCCACUGAAGUGGUUAGGUAUUUUUCCAUAGCUAUGUUCGAGGUUCCUUCGAGUGUCCGCUCAUUCCACAGUUACUUUGCGAG